UAUAUAACACGGAUACUUCACUUUGUUGCCGUAUCGCGUAUCGGAUACGUAUCCGAUACCGAUACGCGACGGAUACGCGACGGAUACGUAUCCUGGGCGUAUCCGCGGGAUGGGCCGUAUUGGGCCGGGAAACCUCAGAUUCGAUACGUAUCUCGGUGGAUACGGCCCAGUUUAAAGCCCAUCUAAAGGAGCCGGCCCGAUAGAAUUAACGGGCUGGACCAAAAAGCCCAUUUGUGAUGUAGCCCAUUGCAGCUGGAUGAACAAAUCUAGCUCUAUAAAUAAUGAUGCUCUAUACAAUAUAAGAUUCCACACAAUUGAGAAAGCCGCAGCUAGGUCAAAAACUCCCCGCCUCCAUAGAUUCGCAGUAUGGCAUCUCCAAAUCUGAGUGCUACUGCUGCUAGUUCUAGUGCUAGUUCUGCUGCUAGUUCUAGUGUUGGAUCUGGGUCCAGACAAAUAACUGAUAUCAGGGCUCCAUUGUGGGAUCAUGUCACCAUUCUAGAGAAGCCUAAACCUGGUGGAGGAAAUAUAUUAUGGAGAUGCAACUAUUGUCCAUUUUCAAAAAGCACUAGCUAUACAAGAGUUGAAGCUCAUUUGCUGCAAAAAUUAAGACAGGGGAUUAAGACAUGUCCAAAUGUUUCAUUUGAAAUGCUGAGUGACAUGAGGAGGGAAGUGGAAAAGUGUAAGGAGCUAUUGGAAAGAUCAAAGGCAUGCACUGUUUCUUUGCCUGUAGCUCCUUCAGACAACAGCAAAUAUCACAAAUGAGGAUGACUUGCUUCAAGAAAUUCUUUCGCAUACCGCAAGAGUUGGCUGCAGUGAAGGAAGAAUAUGCAAGGUUUUCUAGUUGUUCAGAAGAAUUCAAUGACCCUGAUUCUAUACAUGAUAGAUGGGCUGUUUCCCCAAUGACAUGGUGGACAAAUCAUGGACAAUCUAUCCCUCUUUUGAUGAGUUUGGCCAUGAAACUGCUCAGCCAACCGGCCUCUUCUUCUUGCUGUGAAAGAAAUUGGAGCACAUAUAGCUUCAUCCAUAGUGUCAAGAGAAAUGCCUUAACUCCUGAGCGGGCUGAAGAUUUGGUCUUUGUGCACUCAAAUCUGAGACAUUUGUCAAGAAGAACUGAUGCAUACAAGAAAGGAGAGACAAGGAUGUGGGAUGUUGGGGGAGAUUCUUUUGAUUCCCUUAGUGGUGUUGGUCUUCUUGAAGUUGCUGACCUCUCCAUUGAUGAACCUGAGUUGCAGGCUGUAUCAUUUGGAUUGGGUGAUGCCGAGGAUGAAGGUGUGGAGCUGGAGGAGACGGGGAAUGAGGAAGAAGCUUGAUGUUGAUGGCUUGAUGCUAGUUUGCUACUACCUUUUAAUUAUUUCCUAAUUUAGAACCUGCUGCUAUCAUGUUAUUUUGAGUGUAAUAUACCUUUAAUGUCUCUAUGUUGAAUUAGAAUAUCUAUUUUGUAAUUUAUUUUGCACUAUUAUUAUUUAUUAAAAAAAAUAGUUAAAACGUA
Molecule: messenger RNA, 1489 nt
Organism: Salvia splendens (bonfire salvia)
Lineage: Eukaryota; Viridiplantae; Streptophyta; Magnoliopsida; Lamiales; Lamiaceae
Exons: 2
Coding region: 708-1310 (200 amino acids)
Molecular function (GO): protein dimerization activity
Source: RefSeq, a predicted model, not a curated record